Homarus americanus (American lobster) is the source of this 2764-nucleotide messenger RNA. RefSeq lists its product as uncharacterized. The transcript is spliced from 5 exons. Bases 175 to 834 code for a protein of 219 amino acids. NCBI's taxonomy places the organism in Eukaryota, Metazoa, Arthropoda, Malacostraca, Decapoda, Nephropidae. The record is from RefSeq and is a predicted model, not a curated record.
CGACUCCAGGCAACCUCACCAGGCUCAGGUACCACAUUCUCGUGCUCACUCCUGCUGGGGUAACUUGUCUCCCGGUGGUGCCACGGACUCAGCUGAGGAGGAACGGUGCAGAGGCCUUAAUUACAGUUGUGUUAGCUUCUCUACACCCGAGACUCUGAUUCCUGCUGGUGCAAGAUGUCAUGGACACUGAAGAUCGUGUUGGUACUGGUGGCGUGCCUGGUGACUUGUGCCUCCGCCGGAGAUGAUGAAGAAGCCACUAAUGGCCUCACCAGGACGGUAAUCACAGUGCCGGUGGUGAACCAGACCUUGGGGACAGAAGAGAAGCUCGUCACUAUCGGUCAGGCAGAUCUGACAGCCCUGGCAGUUGUUAAGGCGGUCAUUUACACGGGACUGAUCCUUGGAGUUCUUCUCCUGUUCUCUGUGCUCAUCUUCGGUAUCAGCACGAGACUGUAUCCCGAGAAGGAACUGGAGCACCUGGAGUACUACGACGAUCACAAAUAUUACGGCUCUCAACGCCAUCCGCGGUCAGUAGUGGACGAUGUGUCCUUCCUCACUCAGGUCUUCAAGAGUAUCGACACCGUUGAGUCAGCCCUGGAUACAAUGAAGGUGGACCACCUGGCCUGCCGAGAGCUGGCUGUGUGUCACCUACAGCGUAUCGCCUCUAAGUUACCUUCACUUGGUUUACUCCUGCAGGUUAUCAGUCCGUCCAUCAGUGGUAUGGAGAAGUACAGGGAGGCACAGGAGGCUGGUGCUGCCCUGGAGGACUGCACACUGCUCUACUCUGAGUGUCCCACCUCCCUGGCCCGCUUCUUGAAGGGAGACCACACAGGCUAAAGGCCUUCAGGGACGUCUGACCACAAGCCUGUCUCUAACAUGAUUUUAAUGAUAGUUAUUCAAGUUGAUUCUAAUGAAGCAUGAAACUGGAACCUAUAAUCUAAAUCCAUCAAAAGAUUUACAAGUAAUCUUAUGCCACGAUAAGAGUAUCUAAAGACACACUGUAAAGGAUUCGAAUCUAUUUACUAAAGAGAUGUGUUAUCCAGUUAUAUGGAAUCUAUAAGAAAGUUUCCCCUUGCAUAGAUAAGCAGGGUACGUGAUGUGCUAUAAUUACUAUUACAUUUAUCUCAUUUAUAAGCCUGCCAGUUAAGCUAAGUUUACUUAUGGCCAGUAAAAACGUAGCAGCUCGCUGUACGUCUGUAACUAAACUAAGUCAUCACCAAAAAAGUGACCGAGACACAAAAUACUAGCUUGUUAUUUCUGUUUAAUUCUCUUAAGACCUUCUUGAGUAGUUACUUCACCAUGACUCGUCUACGAGUGACCAAUAUCGUGAUUUCACCAAGACGCUCACUUCCAUACUGGACACCGAACUCCUGCUUGCUGUAAACACUGUUAAGUUCAUUCACAGGUUCACAUAAACCAAAAAUAAACGUAUGAAAAUUUACUAAGAAUUUCAUGAAUGGGGACUAACUUCAGGAGAUGAUAAGACUGCCACUUAUUAAGAUUGCUAAAAAAGCUUUUUCUAACAUAGUAUUUCAAAGACUGCGUACAAUUUAACCUGAGAGUAUAAUAAUACAGAAUUUAUAAAGCCUUUCUCCUGUGGCACAUUAUAACAGAGUUCAUAAUGUUUAUUUGAUAAUGCACUAGUACCUUGUUACGUGCUUGGAGACCUUAGUCGUUGAAACGUAACAACGGAUUAUGAAGUCAACGAAACAUUUUGAACGGCAUGACUUCAUCCUCAACGACUAUACCUUAUUUCCUAUGUUUUUCUUUUAAGACUCACAUCCUAUACUGACUUGAAUUACCAGAUCUAUAUGAAGUUUCACAUAGAAGAAAGACUUUAACUCAGCUUAUUCCUGCCAGAGGAGACUUUAUUAUGAACUAACCAAAGGCUAAAUCGACGUAAUUCAAGCUAAUUUGAUCUGCUAAACGAAGGAGACGUAGACUUACUUUGAAUAAUUACAUACAAUUUUCACCAUACAUAACUGAAUUAUAUGCAAUAGUUAGCACUCACCUGACAAAAACACUGUAACCUGAAUGAAGAUAAACCAUUAUGACCGUCAGUAUAUUAAGAUGAAAAUUAAUCUCGAUUAUGACGACAAAUGAUUUGAUUCUAUCUUCCACUCCACCCUGUCUUUAAUACACUAACCUCACCAAUUGAGUGUACAGAUACUCGUAAUCUUGACGAAUAUUAUAUCGCCUUAGCAUGUUUGUAAAUAUAUAUACACAAACAGAUAUACUGACUUCUGGACUUGGUGAGACUUUACGUAAUGACUGACCAUAAUUCCCUCUUAAACUUUUAUAUACCAGAGUGAUCUAUGAAUUAACUAACUAUAUGAGAGAUACGGUAGGCCUCUUUACGCUGUUUUCUGAAAUAUUGGAGAAAUCUAAAAAUUCUUCGUUACUCAGACAUCAAUCAGUGACAUAGGUUCGAUGUAACAUUUGGAGUCGUUAGUGUUACAUUUCAUAGGAUUUUUUUUUAUUAAAACAAUUUUAAUAAUAAUCAAAUGUUUGGUCUCUAUAUGGCAUCUUGGUGAACUGUUUGUUUUCUUAUUUUCAAAUAUUUUUCAUAGGCUGAAGAUUUUAAGGAUUUGUUAUAAAGACAAAAGGUGUGAUGUACUGCUCAAGUUGCUGGAAUUUCUUAUGUGUGUGUGUGUGUGUGUGUGUGUGUGUGUGUGUGUGUCCUGCGCUGGCCGUAGAUUUUCUCACACUGAACUUUAAACGAACGAGCGAAUUAAUGUAUCAUUAUUUAAUAAAAAUAUUUAUCAUA